GAGAAAGACCAGACUCAGAGGAACCAGAGCCAGAGACAUCAGCAAGGCGACACCACUGCUCCCAGUGUGGAAAGAGUUUUACCCGGUUAUUACACGUGAAAAGACAUGAGAAGACACACACAGGAGAAAAGCCCUUCCACUGCUCCCAUUGUGGACAGAGUUUUACCAGGUUAUAUAGCCUGAAAAGACAUGAAAGGACAAAGCACACAGGAGAGAAGCCUCACGACUGCUCCGAUUGUGGAAAGAGUUUUACCCAAUCAUGGCACCUGAAAAUGCAUAAGAGAAUGCACACAGGAGAAAAGCCCUUCCUCUGCUCCCAUUGUGGAAAGAGUUUUGCCCAGUUAGGGAGCCAGAAAGAACAUGAAAGAAUACACUCUGGAGAAAAGCCCUUCCAGUGCUCCCAUUGUGGAAAGAAUUUUACCUGGAUAGGGAACCUGAAAACUCAUGAGAGGACACAUACAGGAGAGAAGCCUUUCCACUG
This is a messenger RNA of Salvelinus sp. IW2-2015, 481 nucleotides long. Its product is annotated as zinc finger protein 391-like. Gene Ontology annotation, cellular component: nucleus. Lineage: Eukaryota; Metazoa; Chordata; Actinopteri; Salmoniformes; Salmonidae. The record is from RefSeq and is a predicted model, not a curated record. Gene Ontology annotation, biological process: regulation of transcription by RNA polymerase II. Gene Ontology annotation, molecular function: DNA-binding transcription factor activity, RNA polymerase II-specific.